CGCCGGCUGCCUCGGCCUCCUCCUCGGCCUCCUCCUCGGCCUCCUCCAGCACCUCGGGCCUCCUCUUCCUCCUCGGGCCUCCUCCGUCGCCGCCGCCGCCAUGAUCCUGCUGGAGGUCAACAACCGCAUCAUCGAGGAGACCCUCGCCCUCAAGUUCGAACACGCCGCCGCCGGAAACAAGCCGGAGGCGGUCGAAGUGACUUUUGCAGACUUCGAUGGCGUCCUUUAUCACAUCUCCAACCCCAACGGGGACAAGACGAAAGUGAUGGUGAGCAUCUCGUUGAAGUUCUACAAGGAGCUGCAGGCCCACGGCGCCGAUGAGUUGCUGAAGAGGGUGUACGGGAGCUUCUUGGUCAAUCCAGAAUCAGGCUACAACGUGUCCUUGCUGUACGACCUGGAGAACCUGCCCUCCUCCAAGGAGUCCAUCGUCCACCAGGCCGGCAUGUUGAAACGGAACUGCUUCGCCUCCGUCUUCGAGAAGUACUUCAAGUUCCAGGAGGAGGGCAAGGAGGGGGAGAACAGGGCCGUCGUCCACUACAGGGACGACGAGACCAUGUACGUGGAGUCCAAGAAGGACCGGGUCACGGCGGUGUUCAGCACGGUAUUUAAGGACGACGACGACGUGGUCAUCGGGAAGGUGUUCAUGCAGGAAUUCAAGGAAGGGCGCCGUGCCAGCCACACGGCGCCCCAGGUCCUGUUCAGCCACCGGGAGCCGCCGCUGGAGCUCAAGGACACGGACGCCGCCGUCGGGGACAACAUCGGCUACAUCACCUUCGUGCUGUUUCCCCGCCACACCAACGCCAACGCCAGAGACAACACCAUCAACCUGAUCCACACGUUCCGAGACUACCUGCACUAUCACAUCAAAUGCUCCAAGGCCUACAUCCACACGCGCAUGCGGGCGAAAACGUCCGACUUCCUCAAGGUGCUGAACCGUGCGCGCCCAGAUGCUGAGAAAAAAGAAAUGAAAACGAUCACGGGGAAGACCUUUUCGUCCCGCUAAGGUCGGGAGCAGGAGGAGGAGCGGGGAAGCGCGAGCAGGAGGCGGUGACGGACGGAGGCCGGAGCGACCGUUCGGGAAGCGGCGUCCCUCCCGAUCCUCACGGAAGACACCCCGUCCGCCCCCCCCCCAGCCCGUCCCUCCCCCCCCAACCCGGUCCCCUUUCGUACACGUCGGGAAAAUAAUCUGCAGAAUCGAGCUGUGCUUGCAAGGACUUCAGAAUUCUCAAGAAUUAAAAAAAAAAAAAAAAAAAACCCGCAGGUGGGGGAAAUGAUUUCACUUCGAAUCGAUUCCUUUUCUCGAUCUCCCCUCCCCCCCCCGCCGCUCCCUCUUUCCGAGCUGUUUCGCUUUCGCAGUACGUUACUGGUGACGAGUUGCAGGAAAAUAUGCGUCGACUUGUGUUUCCUUUAAAUAUUUCGAGUUCCACACUCCUGUGUCUGAAGGACUGCGGUUGGGUCAUUAAUAAAGGACAUGUUUGUUUCUUA
Ornithorhynchus anatinus (platypus) is the source of this 1485-nucleotide messenger RNA. RefSeq names its product actin related protein 2/3 complex subunit 2 (gene ARPC2). Bases 101 to 1003 code for a protein of 300 amino acids. Lineage: Eukaryota; Metazoa; Chordata; Mammalia; Monotremata; Ornithorhynchidae. Gene Ontology annotation, molecular function: actin filament binding; structural constituent of cytoskeleton. The transcript is spliced from 10 exons. The record is from RefSeq and is a predicted model, not a curated record. Gene Ontology annotation, cellular component: actin cytoskeleton; Arp2/3 protein complex. Gene Ontology annotation, biological process: actin filament polymerization; Arp2/3 complex-mediated actin nucleation.